AUGCCCAGCGCCUGCUCUGGAACUCAGCAGGAGACGUAUGUGUAUCGGGGGCCAGGAAUGGACCUGCAGGAUCCCGCCCGGGGAAGGCGGCAGAAGGGGAGUCCAAGCUGGCACUCAAGACCAUUCACAGUAGGAGUUCAGACAGCUGACUGCUCACCCUGUGUUCAGAUCCAUCCUUUUUUGCUGAGAAAGAAGCUGAGGAGUCCGUGUGCUCCGGAGGAAGGCUACCACCUGCCAUCUCCCUGGCGACCCCCACCCCCCUCCUCUGCUGGGGGGCUGUCCUGGAGGGUGGGGAGACCCCCUCCUACAACCUGGAUUCAGGGCCAGAGCUGCAGAGAACCAGCAUCCUUGAGUUCAAAGGUCGCCAUGGAGCCCUUCUGUCCAUUCCUGCUGGCCGGUGUUAGCCUGCCCCUCGCCAAGGCUCUCAAGGGCAACGAGACCACCACCACCACUGCUGCGCAGAGCAACUGGACCUCCACGACCGCAGGCCCUCCAGCCCCCGGUGCACCGCAGCCCCUGCUGGCCUGGCUGCUGCUGCCCCUGCUAGUCUUCCUGCUCUUUCUGCUGCUCGCCGCCUACUUCUUCAGGUUCCGGAAGCAGAGGAAGGCGGUGGUCAGUGCCAACGACAAGAAGAUGCCCAACGGGAUCCUCGAAGAGCAAGAGCAGCAGAGGGUGAUGCUUCUCAGCAGGUCCCCGUCGGGGCCGAAGAAGUUCUUCCCCAUCCCCGUGGCGCACCUGGAGGACGAGAUCCGUGCCCGCUCGGCGGACGACUGCAAGCGGUUUCGGGAGGAGUUCAACUCUCUGCCGUCUGGACACGUGCAAGGAACUUUUGAACUGGCCAAUAAAGAAGAAAACAGAGAAAAAAACCGAUACCCCAACAUCCUUCCCAAUGACCAUUCCAGGGUGAUUUUAAGCCAAGUGGAUGGAACCCCAUGUUCAGACUACAUCAAUGCUUCCUACAUAGAUGGUUAUAAAGAGAAGAAUAAAUUCAUAGCAGCUCAAGGCCCCAAACAGGAGACAGUGAAUGACUUCUGGAGAAUGAUCUGGGAGCAGAAAUGUGCAACCAUCGUCAUGCUGACGAAUCUAAAAGAAAGAAAAGAGGAGAAGUGCCAUCAGUACUGGCCGGACCAGGGGUGCUGGACCUACGGGAACGUCCGGGUGUGUGUGGAGGACUGCGUGGUGCUGGUGGACUAUACCGUCCGGAAGUUCUGCGUUCAGUCUCAGCUCCCCGACGGCUGCAAAGCGCCUCGGCUGGUCUGCCAGCUACACUUCACCAGCUGGCCCGACUUCGGGGUGCCUUUCACCCCCAUCGGCAUGCUCAAGUUCCUGAAGAAAGUGAGGACGCUCAACCCCGCGCACGCUGGGCCCAUCGUGGUCCACUGCAGCGCGGGCGUGGGCCGGACGGGCACCUUCAUAGUGAUCGACGCCAUGAUGGACAUGAUGCACGCAGAGCAGAAAGUGGACGUCUUUGACUUCGUGUCCAGAAUCCGCAAUCAGCGGCCUCAGAUGGUUCAGACGGACAUGCAGUACACGUUCAUCUACCAAGCCUUACUGGAGUACUACCUCUAUGGGGACACCGAGCUAGACGUGUCCUCUCUGGAGAAGCACCUGCAGGCACUGCACGGCCCCACCGCCCACUUCGACAAGAUCGGGCUGGAGGAGGAGUUCAGGAAACUGACAAAUGUCCGCAUCAUGAAGGAGAACAUGAGGACAGGCAACCUGCCCGCGAACAUGAAGAAGGCCAGGGUCAUCCAGAUCAUUCCAUACGACUUCAACCGCGUGAUUCUGUCCAUGAAGAGGGGCCAGGAGUACACGGACUACAUCAACGCGUCCUUUAUAGACGGCUACCGGCAGAAGGACUACUUCAUCGCCACCCAGGGGCCCCUGGCGCACACGGUGGAGGACUUCUGGAGGAUGGUCUGGGAGUGGAAGUGCCACACGAUCGUGAUGCUGACCGAAGUCCAGGAGAGAGAGCAGGAUAAAUGCUACCAGUAUUGGCCAACAGAGGGCUCAGUGACUCACGGAGAAAUAACGAUCGAAAUUAAGAGUGAUACCCUUUCUGAAGCCAUCAGUAUACGAGACUUCCUGGUCACCUUCAAUCAGCCCCUGGCCCGGCCGGAGGAGCAGACGCGGAUGGUGAGACAAUUCCACUUCCACGGCUGGCCAGAGAUCGGGAUCCCGGCCGAGGGCAAAGGCAUGAUUGACCUCAUCGCGGCCGUGCAGAAGCAGCAGCAGCAGACCGGCAACCACCCCAUCACCGUGCACUGCAGUGCUGGAGCGGGGCGGACGGGGACUUUCAUAGCACUCAGCAACAUUCUGGAACGGGUCAAGGCUGAGGGGCUUUUAGACGUAUUCCAAGCUGUGAAGAGUUUACGACUUCAGAGGCCACACAUGGUGCAAACCCUGGAACAGUAUGAAUUCUGCUACAAAGUGGUACAAGAUUUUAUUGAUAUAUUUUCUGAUUAUGCUAAUUUCAAAUGA
Molecule: messenger RNA, 2481 nt
Organism: Rangifer tarandus platyrhynchus (Svalbard reindeer)
Lineage: Eukaryota; Metazoa; Chordata; Mammalia; Artiodactyla; Cervidae
Source: the annotation of a GenBank genome assembly